Messenger RNA from Phanerochaete carnosa HHB-10118-sp, 847 nucleotides. RefSeq lists its product as uncharacterized. The record is from RefSeq and is a predicted model, not a curated record. Bases 21 to 776 code for a protein of 251 amino acids. NCBI's taxonomy places the organism in Eukaryota, Fungi, Basidiomycota, Agaricomycetes, Polyporales, Phanerochaetaceae. The transcript is spliced from 4 exons.
CUUUGCUAGUAACCGCCACCAUGUCUGAAGAACGCGCAGAUGCACCAAUUACUGAGCACGCAGACCAUGCUCAUGGACAUGUGGGCCACAAUCACAACCAUAAUCAUACGCAUGAUUAUGCUGGCGAGAACCAGAAGCAUUAUGAUGCUACCGCUCAGCAAUACGAUGCCAGACAAGAUGUACAAGAACUGGCGCGCCGACUGCGUGAAGCCAUGAUCAAGACACAUCCAUCUUUGUUCGACGAAGAGCACACCACGGUGAUGGAUUAUGCUUGCGGUACAGGUGCUCUCUCGCGUGAGCUCUCGCCUUACGUGAAGUCCAUCCUAGGCGUGGACAUAAGUCAAGGAAUGGUUGACCAAUACAACACUCGCGUGUCCAACCAAGGCAUAUCACCCGAGGAAAUGCGAGCUGUAUGCGUUGAGAUCAAGGGAAACGGCGACGAAUUCGAAGGGGUCAAAUUCGACCUAAUCACGUGCUCUAUGUCAUACCAUCACUUCUCGUCGACCACGGAUACGACAAAACUGCUAACAUCCUUUCUCAAGCCUGGAGGCUCGCUGCUUAUCGUCGACAUUAUGAAGGACGAACAAGGUCAAGAUGUGACCCCGGAACACUACAAGCACAUCGUUGCGCAUAGAGGUGGGUUCGCUGAGAGCGAGAUUCGCGGUGUCUUCGAAGAGAGCGGCCUAAGCGACUUCUUGUUCACGCCUGCGACUAAAGCGAAGAUGCAUGGUCGAGAAGUGUCAAUUUUCAUUGCAACGGGAAAGAAACCAUUUUGAGGUGUCAAAAAUCUUGAGGAAUUGUACCAUAGCUGUCAAUUUGUAAUCCAGAUAUUUUGAUAUGGAUGUUG